GUAAUGAGGAUGCCACUCUGCUAACCUUCAUGAGGUUGUAUCAGGAUACGUCAUUUUCUGUGCUUGGAGUUCUUUUUGAUGUGCAUCGCACAACAACAGCCAAUAUAUGCAAGGAAUGUAUUGAAAUUCUAGCAGUAAUACUUAGAACAGCUGUUUUCUGGCCCAGUAGUGAUGCAGUUAGAAGCUGCAUGACCAAGUACUUUGCAAAGUACCCUAACACUCGUGUUGUGCUAGAUUGUACUGAAAUGAAAAUUGAACGGCCUUCUGACUUGCAAUCACGAAUUUUAACCUAUAGCCACUAUAAACAAACGUACACUGCAAAGGUUCUUGUCUGCGAAACCCCAGGGGGGCUGAUCAGCUAUGUACGCCAACCACAUGGAGGGAGGACUUCAGACACCCAUAUCGUCAAAGGGAGCAACGUCCUUGACAUGUGCGAACAAGGCAAGGAUGCUGUCAUGGUUGACAAAGGGUUUCUAAUUGAAUCACUUUGCAAUGAAAAAGGAUGCAUUGAAAUGAUAAGGCCACCUUUUUUGAAGGGGCAGGGUCAGCUUACACAACAGGAGGGAAGAAAAAAUCAGUCAAUCGCACAGGCCAGGGUACAUGUUGAAAGGCUACCACUUAAACUUUUCCCAUAUAUUGAUUCUAUAAUCACCAUUACCACAGGGAUAGCAAACUUAUCAAAGCCACUGUUUAGUGCAGACAAAUUUAUGGAUCAGAGCAUCAUAAAAAAAGCACCUAAGGCACAUACUAUGAGUUUCCAAGUUGUACAAGCCUAG
Molecule: messenger RNA, 776 nt
Organism: Ornithodoros turicata
Lineage: Eukaryota; Metazoa; Arthropoda; Arachnida; Ixodida; Argasidae
Exons: 1
Coding region: 30-776 (248 amino acids)
Source: RefSeq, a predicted model, not a curated record